CAAUACCGUAUUGGCAUUGGCAUUUGGGAUUCCGGCAGGAAACUCUUCCGGUAAAGCGACUAAAAAUGGCGGUUUCAUCGUCACCGACCCUCUCCACUCUCUACUUCAGCACCAAUCUUCUCUCGAGUUCUCCUGCUGCGCGGGCUCCCUUCGAUUUGCCAUGCUCUUCCUCCGCCUGCCGCCGCAGCCAUUACACAGCCGUCGUUUGCUCUUACAAACCGAAGAGCGAAUUGGCUACUGGAGAUAAGAGGUCGUUACUGGAAAGCUACGGUCUCGAUCCUAAUGCUUUCUUAUCAGAGUCCGCCCCUAAGGGAAGGAGAAGAAAAGAAGGGAAGAAGACUGAAAGAGGAAAGCAAGUCACGGAAGAGAAGGCACCUGAACCUGAAAGGACUACCCACAGGCUACUUCAGGUACUCGGAGGAAAGGCUAAAAGAAAGAAGUUGCUUUCGCCGAAGGGGAUGGAUGUCAGGCCAAUGAUGGAAGUGGUUAAAGGUUCAGCUUUUGACAUAUUGCAGGCAGCUGGGGGAUGUCCUGCAUCUCUAAGGCCUGGGCGCUGGUUAGAUUUGUUCAGUGGUACUGGAUCAGUUGGUAUUGAAGCUAUCAGUAGGGGAUGUGUUCAGGCUCAUUUUGUUGAGAUGGAUCCCUGGGUUAUUUCAAAUGUUCUACAACCAAAUUUGGAGUGGACUGGAUUCCUAGACUUGUCAGUUGUACAUGCUGUUCCUGUUGAAAACUUUCUAAAGCAGGCACAGCAUUUUGUAGGCGAGGACAGGACAUUUGAUUACAUCAGUGUUACACCUCCGUAUAUGCUAGUUGACUAUGCCAUAUUGAUGGAUCUCAUUUCAAGAUCAGGCAUAAUUGGAGAAAAUACAUUUAUUGUGGUGGAAUAUCCUCUAAGGACAAACAUGCUAGAUUCAUGUGGAUGCCUCAUGAAGAUAACUGAUCGGCGCUUUGGGCGUACUCAUUUAGCAAUAUAUGGACCCACAUGGGCUCAGAAGAAGAGAAAAUAAGAGAUUUUGCCUUAGAAAAUGACAGAAGUUCGACUGCAGCUGAACAUGUGAGUUGGGUUUCAAAUUGUUGUCGUCAACCAAAGCUCCUUCAGCUAAUCCCAGGUCUUGAGACAGCAGCUUUGAUUGUUCUGUAAGGUACUCUUUCUUGUUAUGGACUUAUGAUUACUUUCUCCGAUUGAACAAUUCUUGAUGAAGAAAGUUGUAUAUAUAUAUACACACAUUCUUACAGGUUUUAUGUUUCAUUUGCCUCUUAGGUAGCCCCAGGGUUGCUAGAUUAAUAUGGACUGCUUGGUUGACAACCUUACGAGCGAACUUUCCCAAUUGUAAGAAAUGCAUAAAAUAUUUAUGUAUUUUGCCUGAGCUCAAGGCUUAUGUCAUUCUGUACUCUACAGAUCCUUCACUUUCCUUCAUAACCAAUAGUGUUUCAUCGCUGAAACUUUGUCAAGUUCUAUGAUUCCCUAAAUCCUACGAGGUCAUUAUACGCAAGUCUAGAUCUAAAGAUGUUCCAAAUAUUACAAUUAAUCUGGUCAAGAAUGUCUAUGCACAUGAAAUCCUAAAUUCCUCAUCUAUCUUACAGGACUAACAAGUCUACAUCUGGCCUGACUCUUCUACUUACAGUUCAGUGACUAGGAUUAUUAUUUACAUAAGGAUGGCAGCAUCCUUUUGUGUGUUUUUAAUAGUAUUCGAUCUUUAUCUUGAGAAAAUAUCAAUUGAGAUGGGUUUUACCGAUCCAGAGAUGAUUCAUAAGUUAUUCCCUUGUCAAAUUGUUUUGAAUACUUCAACAACUGGGUAGUUGCGUUUCUUUCAUCUUCAUGCAUCCCUUCUAGGAAUCUACUUAUUUUCUGGUGCUGUUGUCAAACUUUCGUUCCAGCUGAUUCUCCUUUCUGUUUAAGAUACACAAGCAUUGUCAUAGAACAUGAUAAGCUUCUGAGCAUCUGCCUUUUGCUUUUCGUAUCAGUUUGGGUUCAUUUCUUGUCUUUUCCAAAAUUUAUCCAACUAUUUCAAUUCAGUGAGGCAGUGGGACCACAACAAUGAACUUACUAAAGUGGGGUUAGGAAAAAAGCACAUGGUGUGGAUUCUUAAGCGUUAAAGAAAAGGAGGAGGGAUCUAGGCAAGGGUGAGGAAGAACUAUAUAAAGGAGAUGAAGAACACACUUAACAUGUGCUAAGGUUCUAUCAGCCGGUAGCAUGAAUCUAUUAUGUCUUAAUCAAGUUGGACCAUUGCUGGUCCAUCUAGGGCUUGACUGUGUGCCCAUUCAUAUGCAAGUUGAAUUAGAUAUCGAAAGACAGUGCUUUGCAUAGAGUAAAUCUCUGAUUAAACCAAAAGGAAAGAGAUGCGGGUCUGGCUUGUUGUAGUGACUCGAGUGGUUUUCUACCACAUCCAAAUGUCUGACUCCUGGAUAGGCUAACAGGGAUGAUUGUUGGGUAAAGAAUGAAAUUCAGCUUUGAAU
This is a messenger RNA of Linum trigynum, 2457 nucleotides long. The record is from the annotation of a GenBank genome assembly. Lineage: Eukaryota; Viridiplantae; Streptophyta; Magnoliopsida; Malpighiales; Linaceae.